AUGCCAACACAAGUGUUAUUAAGUUAUAUUAAACAACACAUAAAUUCGGCAAAUCCACUAAAGGCAGCUUGUGAUGAAUUAGUCAGACUUUGUGAUUUAGUGUCUCAAUCAGGAUUUUGUAUUGAUGAUAUGUCAAUUUUAGUAAUAGUAUUUUUAAAUGGUAAAACAUUAAAAAAAUGGUGUGAAGAUGCAACUAAACAUGCUGAAAAUCCUGAAGAUUGGUUGCAAUAUAAACCAAGGGAUGAUGAUGAUAUUUCGGACAUUUCUGAAGAAGAUUUGGGUGAAGUUGAAUCUCCAAAAAGCAAUAAUAUUAAUUUUGAUAUUUAUGAUACUUCAAAUCAGUAUUCUAUUGAAGAGGCUGAAGAAUUUGCUGAUAUGACUAUUCCUGAUAUUUAA
Racocetra fulgida is the source of this 396-nucleotide messenger RNA. NCBI's taxonomy places the organism in Eukaryota, Fungi, Glomeromycota, Glomeromycetes, Diversisporales, Gigasporaceae. The record is from the annotation of a GenBank genome assembly.